Molecule: messenger RNA, 846 nt
Organism: Mangifera indica (mango)
Lineage: Eukaryota; Viridiplantae; Streptophyta; Magnoliopsida; Sapindales; Anacardiaceae
Exons: 2
Coding region: 1-846 (281 amino acids)
Biological process (GO): shoot system development; root development
Source: RefSeq, a predicted model, not a curated record
AUGCUGCCAAAACAAUUGAAAGGGGAUUUAGCGAAGCAGCAUAAAUCGUCCAAGACAAAACUUUCAGUAAAAGAACAAAACCAGAGCAAAAAUGUGAAGAAAUUAAGGGCUUCUAAAGCUAAUUCUACGUCAUCAUCAUUGAUAAGCCAUGAGAUAAAUGGCCUUCAAGAUUUGCAUGAUUGUGUCGACAAGUUGCUUGAGUUAGUAUCAAUUCAACAAGCUUUAGCUCAAGAUGAGCAGAAGAAAUGGAUUAAUGAGUCAUUGAAUGGAUCUCUUAGACUGUUGGAUAUGUGUGGCAUUGCUAAGGAUUCCUUGGUACAAACCAAAGAAGCUGUGCCAGGACUUCAAUCAAUUUUCCGCAGAAGAAGAUGUUGUGAUACUGAGCUUACAAGUGAGGUUAAGAAAUACUUGACCUCCAGGAAGACAGUAAAAAAAACCAUCCAAAAGACCUUGAAGAAUUUGAACCAAAGAUCCUCUCUAAUCAGUGAGGAACAUGAGACAGACGACAUGUUAAGAGAGGUUGAAGCAGUCACUUUCAAUGUGAUUGAAUCCUUGUUGUCCCUUAUCUCAGGGCCAAGGGCUCCUUCAAAGAUAAGCAGCUGGUCAGUUUCUAAGCUAAUGCAGCCAAAGAAGGUAGCACGCAAAGAAACUGACAUAAAUGAGUUUGAAAAGGUGGAUGCUGAAUUGUCUAGGAUCGUUGCUCACAAGACAAUCAAAUUCAAUAACAUUCAGAGCCGGCUUAAAGAAUUAAAGUCAAACAUUGAAGAUCUAGAGAAAGAAGUUAAGUCCGUAAACAGACGUUUGAUAAAAACUAAAGUCAAUCUUCUUAACAUCCUAAAGAAUUAG